CAUUUUGAUAUAUUGUAUUUUUAUGUUUGUCCAGUUCAAAAUGUUUUAUAAUUUUCUUUGAGAAUUCCUGUCUCUAUGAAUUUGCCUUUCUAGCUACCCACAGAACUUGUCAUCUCUUCCAUUAUCUUUGGCUCUUGGUUAUAAUCAAGUACUAAAUUGAAAUAUAAGUCCUUUUGUGAAGAUUUGUUAUGAAUGUGAUAUUUAUAUGGAUUUAUUAAAGAUAAUAAUGGCUACCUAGGCACUAUGUUGAUCACUUUACAUGGUCUUAUUCAAUUCUCCCAACAACACUUUUAGUAGGUAUUGUUAUUAGCUCCAUUAACAAUUGAGGAAACUGACACACAUAUUUUAAGUGUUUUGUCCAGUCACUUGGCCAGUAAAUGGUAGAGAUAAGACUUAAAUGUAGGUUUGAUUCCAAACCCUAUCCAUUAUAAUACUCCAUUUUAUUUAGUUAUUUCAUUUCUUGCCUUCCCAUUAAGAUUGUUAGCUUCUUGAGCACACAUACUAUGUCUUACUUAUACAGAUCUUCUUUUUCCCACACAGUAAUGUAUUGAUUAAUGUUUGUGGAACUAUAUUUAAUGAAAUUAACUCACCUGGAAGAGAAUUAAACCCAUAACUCUUACUAUAUUGCCUCAGGUUCUUACCAACUAAGCUAACUCAGCAUAGUAUCCUAUACAAAAACAAAAAGGCUUACAGGAAAAAUUUGUGAUAGUAGUAAUGGCUGUUUUGUAUUCUUUUAUGUGGUGGUCAGUCAGGUGUGGCCACAAGAGGAGAUGGAGGAAAGGCUGGGGGGAGGGGAAACAACACUUAUUAUACUCACAGGUUCUAGAGUCAGGAGGCCCAGUAUGCUAGUCAGGGCCAAUUUAGAAAGACACCAGGGUGGUCAUGAGGCAGGACCAAGGGGAAGGUUUGGGCCACUGUCUUUACACAGGAAGAGCAAGGAAGGGCAGAGUGAACAGUUAAGGAUUGGCUAGUUUGAAUGAUUUCAGCAGGCUCUGUAGGGGUUGCCUGGUUCCUGGCCCCCUGGGUGAUUAAGGAAGAGGAAUAUAGCUUCCUGGGAUGGAAGGGACAAAAAGAGGAGAUCUGGCUCUGGAUUGGUUAGCUUGCAUAUCAAAGAUAUGUUCCUGGUUGAGCCCUGGCUAUCUCUAAGGAUUGGCUAGCCCCAAGAGGGGCAGGCUCUCCUCAGCCAGAGAGGUUUUUUAAGAUGUCCAAACAUCACAAUAUACAGAAAAUAAAAUGUACAGUUGACCUUUGAACAACAUGGGUUUGAACUACACAGGUUCACUUAUAAGCGGAUUUUUUCCAAUAAAUAUAUUGGAAAAUGUUUUGGAGAUUUUUGACAAUUUGAAAAAAGCUAAACGAACCACGUGGCCUAAAAAUAUUGAAAAAAAAUAAGAACAAGUUAGGUAUGUCAUAAAUGCAUAAAAUACUGGUAUAUUUUAUCAUUUACUACCAUAAAAUAUACACAAAUCUGUUAUAAAAAGUUAAACUUUAUCAAAACUUACCCACACAAACAGACGCCAUUCGCAGUUGAAAGAAAUGUAAACAAAUGUAAAGAUGAAGUAUUGAAUUAUAACUGCAUGAAAUUAACUGUAGUACAUACUGUAUUGCUGUAAUAAUUUUGUAGCCAGUGUGCACUCCUGUUGCUAUUACAGUGAGCUCAAGUGUUGCAAGUGUAUGCUUAAAAUGCUAGGUGACACUAAUUAUCUCCAUGUGAGCAGUUGUCUCUUCAAUAAAUUGUGUAUUGCAAUUAAAAGUGAUCUCUAGUGGUUUUUACAUAUUUUUCUUCAUGAUUAGUGCAAUACCAAAAACCUUGAGCAACACCAUGAGACUCAUGCAAAGUGCCACUAGUGAUGCUGGAAGUGCUGUCAAGAAGCAAAGUCAUGACAUUACCAGAAAAAGUUGAAUUGCUUAAUAUGUCCCAUAGAUUGAGAUCUGCAGCUGUGGUUGCCUGUUAUUUCAGACAAUUCACACAGAUGGCACAAACUCACAGUAUGGAUAAAUACAGUAGUGUAAAUGUAUUUUCUCUUCCUUAUGAUUUUCUUAACAUUUUCUCUUCUCUAGCUAGCUUUAUUGUAAGGAUACAAUAUAUAGUCAUAUAACAUACAAAAUGUGUGUUAAUUGACUGUUUUUGUUCUUGGAAUUCUGGUCAACAGUAGGCUAUUAGUGGUUAAGGUUUGGGGAAAGUAAAAGUUAUACAUGGAUUUCCGACUGUGCUGGGGUUCGGUGCCCCUAACCCCUGCAUUGUUUAAGGGUCAACUGUAUAUACAGUACAAUGGCCAAGACUUUGAUCUGGCAAGAAGGAGGUUUAUAAGUAUGACUAACUUGACAGAAGUAUGUCUCCACGCUCUACUUUUUUGUUCUGGCCUUCUAUCUGUCAUUUUGCUUUCUCUGCACUCUUUCUCAUAGUUUGAACUUUUUAAACUGUUUGGCUCUUCCAUAUGAUUUUCUUCUCUUUUCUUUUUAUUUGUUUCUUUUUUUUCCCUCCCUCCCUUCCUUCCUUCUUUCCAUUCAUCCAUCUUGGGGCUGUAGGUGAGUUCUCCAACAUUUAUUGAACAGACACUUAUACGAGUCUUAUUAUAUACCAGGUACUUUUCUAAGCAUUUUACACAUAUUAUUUCCUUAUAACGAUCCUGUGAGUUGAGUACUAUUAUGGUUCCCAUUGUAUAGAUGGAGAAACUCUCAUAGGACUUUCUAGUGCCAAAUAUCCAUUUCUUAUACCCAAUAGAAAUCUUGGUGGUGGGCUGGAGGCAAGUAUAAAAUAAAAGCAAAAGGCUUUGCUUCUGAUUUGAUCAGUCAUUUACCUGUAGGGCCGUCCUUUGUGUCUGUAGAGGGCAUUGUAGUUACUGUAUGAUCAAUGUGGUUUUGCCACAAAACACAAAAGAGGUUUCAUUGUCUCUAGGCAUGACCUUCCCUACCCUGUAGGCAUCCAGAACUAUUUCCUACCUGAUCUGCAGCCAGCCUCCCCCUCCCCCCAUGGAACGUGUCUAACAUUCAUACUGUGGAUUUGAAGCGGGGUACAGUGGCGAAACCACAGACCUGAAACUUGGCUGCAGAUGCACAUGUUGAAUGGGGCUCUUCUGGCGUUGCUGUUUCCUGUGGUAAAUACUCGGCUGCUCCCCUUUGAAUUGGAGAUUUACUACAUCCAGCAUGUUAUGCUCUACGUGGUGCCCAUCUACCUGCUUUGGAAAGGAGGUGCUUAUACCCCAGAGCCCCUCAGCAGUUUCCGAUGGGCUCUUCUCUCAACUGGCCUCAUGUUCUUUUAUCACUUCAGCAUCUUGCAGAUCCUCGGCCUGGUCACCGAAGUGAAUUUGAACAACAUGCUGUGUCCGGCCAUCUCAGACCCAUUCUACGGCCCCUGGUAUCGCAUCUGGGCCUCGGGACACCAGACUCUCAUGACCAUGACCCACGGGAAGCUGGUCAUCCUGUUCUCAUACAUGGCUGGGCCCUUGUGUAAAUAUCUGCUGGAUUUGCUCCGGCUUCCAGCCAAGAAAAUAGACUGAAGGUGCUUGGGGUUUUUUUUUGUUGUUGUUGUUGUUUUUUUUUUUUUUCUCCCUGAGGAAGCAAGUCCCGGCUUGACUUGGAGAACACCCAGUUCUUGAUGAAAUCAUGGGAGAGGGCAGUAGGAUGUUUGGUGUAUUUCUUUUUCCUCUUCUCUGUCCCUUUCUUCCACCACUCUUCCUUCCCCAGCUCUUCCCCUCAGGAUGUCUCCUCAGACCCGGGGUUUGGAUUUUCCCUCCUUCCCCUUGGCUCUUUCUCUCUGCUCCUAGUGGCCUUACAUGGGGAGAUUGGAGUCAGUGGCUCUUUCACUCUGCUUGUUGGUGCUUUUACAACAGCUGGUUGAGGAGAAAGGGAACAACAAGCAGUAGUUCUUCUGGCACCGAAGUGAUGACAUUGGGUUGUGUUUCAUCUCUCCACUGCCAGGGACCUCCAGGCUUAUGCUAGGGUCCCCUUUGGUCUCCAGCACAGCCCCCACUGUCAGGGAGCUGAGGCCUUGUUUCUAUACCAGCGGCAAGCCCAGAGCCAAGGGAUUUCCCAGCUCAUGGUCAAAAUAGAACCAGCCAGAUUCUUCCCACUGGUGUCCCAUGACUCAAAGCAAGCAGCCAACCAGCACCCCCAGAAUGCUGCCUGGGGUAGGAGGUGGGAGCGCCGCUCAGCCCAAGGGCUUCCAUCGAGGGGGUUGGAGAUCUAUUGCAGCAACAAAUCCAAAGCAAAGAGGGUCAACAUUCACACAGUACUAGGCAGGACCCUGUGUAAAUUCUGCCCAUGAGAGCUGAGAACUGACCCAUAUCCCAAUCAGAAAUGAGCACAGAAAUUAAUCAAUGGAAGUGGUAACUUGAGAAAACUGUGAUUUGAAUCAUAUACUCUCAGUCUCAGUUUGAUGUUGAUAGUAGAUACCGUUUUAAUCUUUAGUGCCCCUUCAGUGUAUCCUCAUAUGUUCUUUCUUGCUCGCGCGCUCUCUUUCUCUAUGGCAGCUUCAUGGAAGAAUGAGCUGGAGUUGGUUCGGAGAUGUUUGAGUUUGGAGAGUCCUUGCGUCAGGGCCCAUUCAUGGAAGUUCCUAUAGAUCCAUGUCUUGGUUUUACAGGGUAUAUCAGUGUCCGGGUUUGGGAGAGAUGUGGCUCCUACCAGUGUUGUUUUCCUAGGGCCAGAUUCCUUCAGUGGAGCCAGACUAAGUACCGAGCUGUUUCAUGUGGGGGGCAUCACAUGCUGUCCACCCUGCCCCCCCAAAGCCCAUGUCUCGGUUGAAAGGGAGCUGCCAAGGAACCAGGUCCCCAUGGGUGGAGGUUCAAGUGCUUUGCAAGGAGGAGCUUUUGUUGAAGGACUUCAGCUCAGUCAUGCAUGAACCUCAAGAGGGGAGGCAGGGACUGGGCAUUUGCUGACUCCUUGUUGACGCCUACUAGGAACAGAUCUGCUCAAGAGCAGAAGAGAUCACUCAAUGGCUUCCUCUGGUGAGCCUCCCCUCCCCCCACUCUAGGCAGCCCAGUUGCCCUAGGCAAGUUCCAGUAUUUCAAGUUUGUCUGUGUUAGACCCACAUUGAGCUUCAGUGACUCAGUGGUCAUGACUUUAGCAAAUGGGCCUGUAGGAGUCGGGAGUAGGCAGAGAGUCUCUGAGUGAACUGAGGCCCAGGGAAGCAGCCCUGGGAGGGACUGCCCUACGGCAGAGGCCUCCUGGCAUCGAGGGAAUCAGUCCCCAGGGUGUGGGGCGCAAGAGGGAAGAACAUUCGGUGCCCUUGCUCCCCAUGAGCUCCUUUUGACAUGUCACCUUUGUUUUCUGCCUUCUUUGAGGGCCGGGCCAAGCUUUUCUUAGUGCUGCUCACCCUAGGGUUGCCUUCUAAAGAGGCACCUCUUGAGUGGCCGGAUUGGCCCUGCCUGCCAUCAAGCUGCUGUGUGUAGGAGUGGCUGGUGAGGGAACGUACAAGGACUCAGUGCCCCUUGGCCUCUUUACAAAAGGAGAGGUUGGAAGCAGGUCGUGGGAGAAUCCCCCGGAGGCCUGGCCUGUCCCCUACUAGGAGGACAUGGAGUUGCUGCAGGCAGAGGAUCCCUACCUCAGCUGGGGACCAGCUCUGGAAUGUCGCCGUGGUGUGACUGUGUAGGCCCUCUCUUCCCCCUGUCCCUGUGGCAUGGCCCAGGUGGCCAGGCAGCUUGAGCUUUCCCCACAUUGGCAUGCCUCCAGAAGCUUGCCUUUGCCCUGGCUCAGCGCCCCAUUCUGGUGGGCACUUUCUGGUGCUCCAAAGGAGAGAAAAAAGUGAAAGCCAUUAUACGCCUGGCGUGGCCAGGCCAGAGACAGAUACAGCUGUCAGGGGUAGGGGGGGAUGAAGAGGAAACACAGGGCUUCUGGGGACCAAGUCGGCUCAGAAACAUGUAGGUCAAAGGAACAGAUAGUAGGCCCGGUCCACAGGCUUUGCAGGGAGUCCUGGCUGUAUUUGGGGUGUUGGGGAGCAGCAGGCAUCUGAACUGGUGUUUGUCUCACUCUGACCUUGGGCCAAGCCCAUGUGGAGAGAGGUCACCCGGCCAGAGCCCCGGCAGCCUGGCUUAGAGGGUAGCCCUCACACCUGCCGGAUGGCUAGCCUGCUUCUGCCCCAGCUUUGGCGCGGGGGGUGACGGAGAAACCGUAGCGUGCAUACCCAAUGACCAGUGGGCCCUGGCUUCCCGACUCCUCCCCGAGGCUUUCCUGUCAGUGCCAAGGCGGUUCCCCAGCCACCCCAGCCAAGUUUCCAUAUGCCAUUUGCCAGUGUGUGGGAGCUCUGUGCGUAUGUGAGAGUGUGUUUGUAGAAGAGGACAGUUUCCUUUCAGACAGCUCUUGGAAGGGAAAAGAGUGUUCCCUCAACCUCUAGGUAGCCUUGGCGGAGGAUCUGGGCUGAGGACAGUCUAUCAAGCUGGACAGCUCGUGGCAUCCACUCUGAAUAGCAGAGGGAUGGUCACACCUGCCCUCCGUCCUCCCCUCCCCGAGUAUUAGGUUUUGUACACCAAAGGUGAUCUGCCCCAUCUUCCUCUUGGAGGCGCAGUGGCGUGUCCCUCUGUCGGCUGGUUCCGCAGUCAGAUUCAUCCUCCCCAAGUUGGCAACCUCUCUUUCUCCUUGGACUUUGUAGCAUUCACAGAAGCUGCUGGCAGGGUCGUCGUGCUAACCAGGGCGACCGGCGCACUUUACCAUACAGUACCUCAGUCUCGCUGUCCUAUCAUCCUUUUCGCUGUAGCCUCCGUCAGGGUUUUGAUAUUUGUGAUCAUUGGUAGUUCAGUGUCUUGCAGGCAGCUCCCCACAGAUAGCAAAUUGUCAGCAGGUAUCUGGGCACUGGUGUUAAAUGGGGUGGGGCCGUGCCCUGGGGGUGAGCUGGCGGCCCAGAGGGUGCCAGAAGGGGCCUUUCUCCCCCUCCCUCUGCCAAAAAGACUUCCCUGGGUUUGUAGAUGUUGACCAAGAAUCAUCUAUCCCCUUCAGUAGAGGAUUUUCUUACUGGUUUCUACUGAAGGGGUGCUAGGGGAAGAGGAAUAAAGGACCACGUGUGCUGCUGUCGGACAAGACGCUGAUGCUGGCUGGGAUCUGUCAGGAGCAGGCGUAUGGGAGGGUUUCCAGAAGGUUCUCAAGGGCUUCCUGGCAAAACCCUGGUCUGGGAAGAGCCCCCCCCCGCUUCCCACCCUGCCCUCUCUGGGGUGGGUCGAGUCAGUGAGAGGGUGGAACCUUCCCCUUGUGUAUAUAGAGUGAGCCAGUUCGUGCUCAGGAAAACCUAGUCGCUUGUGGUUGCUCUCGUCUGUGACGUGUUUGUACACUGGUUUGCUGCUCACGGCACGAAACAGAAAAAAACCCCAUGAAGAACCAACACAACAAAACAAGUCCUUUCAAACAAAGCUGUUGUUUUGGAAACUCUUGCUUUCUUUUGGUGUCAAUUUUGUGUUCUCUUUGAAAGAAUUCUUCAAUUAUACUGGUGUCAUUGUAGUCAUGAUAGGCUGGCCUGUGUGAUUAUUUCUGCCAGGAACUUGGCAAAUGCCUCUGCCCCUCCCUCUUGCCCUACCCCCCAUCCCGCCCUUCCUCGUUUUCAAGCCGCGAUUGCUGUGCACUGGGCAGACCCCUCUCUGUCCCCACCCCCCCCCCACAGUGGCUCCCUUCAGAACCAGUCUUUGUAACCCCGAAACAGCAGCAGGGUGAGUGUUUUUUCCAGGCUGCUUCUCGGGUGCUCUGUGCCCCCACCAGUUUGCUCACCUCUUGGGGCGUUUUGUAAUUGUGUUUUCUCUGUUUUGUAAAACCUUUUUGAUUGUACUGAAAUGGUUUCUGCAGUCACCUUUGGAAAUAAAUGGUCAUUAAUUUGUGUACUUAGCGUUCUGAAUUUUAGUCUCAGGUGUUUCUGUUGUUGAAGAUCCCCAAAUGAAAAGGAACCCUCACCAUGAGACUUAUUGCUACAGUGUUUUCUUCAUUUACUAUUAUUAAAAGAUUUAUGAGAA
This is a messenger RNA of Microcebus murinus (gray mouse lemur), 7928 nucleotides long. RefSeq names its product transmembrane protein 164 (gene TMEM164). NCBI's taxonomy places the organism in Eukaryota, Metazoa, Chordata, Mammalia, Primates, Cheirogaleidae. The record is from RefSeq and is a predicted model, not a curated record.